AUGGCAACAAGAAGCAGAUAUCUGCUGCACAGGGUGCUGGCUGGAGUCAGAGCUCACACUGUCUGCUGUGACAGCUCAACUUUGAGCCCGAGCCAAGGACGUGUUCUGCUGCAGAGACCUUCACUCAGACAUGUGAGCUGCUCACACAGUCUGAACAGGUCUAAGUCUCACACCACAGGUCCCAGCAGUCUGUCGUUCAGGAGUCACACCUGUGGAGAACUCCGGACACAUCAUGUGGGGGAGAAGGUCACGCUGUGUGGAUGGGUCCAAUACCUCAGGCAAGAUCUGUUUGUCAUCCUGCGAGAUUUUAGCGGCUUGGCUCAAGUUCUGAUUCCUCGGGAAGAAUCGGCCGGAUCACACAAAAGUCGUGAUCUCACAACUGAGUCUGUCGUCAUGGUGACGGGGAUAGUCAGACCGCGACCAGCUGGACAGGAGAACAAGGCCAUGCCCACAGGAGACAUCGAAGUGUUGGCAGAGAGUGUGGAGAUUCUCAACGUGUGCCAGAAGUUACCUUUUGAGAUUAAAGACUUUGUCAAGAAAUCAGAGUCAUUGCGGAUGCAGUAUCGUUACCUGGACCUCAGGUCCUCACAGAUGCAGCAGAACCUCCGCCUGAGAUCUGAGCUGGUGAUGAAGAUGAGGGAAUAUCUCUGUAAAGAGCAUGGUUUUGUGGAUGUAGAAACUCCAACAUUGUUUAAAAGAACACCAGGGGGAGCCAAAGAGUUUGUGGUUCCAUCCAGAGAGCCCGGCCGGUUUUACUCUCUACCUCAGAGUCCACAGCAGUUUAAACAGCUCCUGAUGGUGGCUGGAGUCGACAGGUACUUCCAGAUAGCUCGGUGCUACAGAGACGAAGGCUCCAAACCAGACCGACAGCCGGAGUUCACCCAGGUGGACAUAGAAAUGUCUUUUGUGGAGCAGGCAGGGAUCAUGUCCCUGGUGGAGGGUUUGAUCCAGUCCUCCUGGCCAGCAGAGAAAGGUCCCGUAAAAGUUCCUUUUCAAACCAUGACUUAUGAAGAGGCCAUGAGGGACUACGGAGUGGACAAGCCUGAUACCAGAUUCACUAUGAAGCUGAUGGACCUCAGUGACGUCUUCUCUUCUACAGACGUUGAAUUCCUCAGAUCGGCUCUCAGCCAACCAGAAGGCUCCGUUCAGGCCGUCUGCGUCCCCAGUGGAGCGAAACUUUUGGCUGGGAAAGAUUUGGAAACCCUGAAACAAACGGCAAAGACUCAGUUUGGUCAGGAGCUUAGUGUGGUGCUGGUCAAAGCAGACGGGACGUUGAAGUCUCCUCUUAAAAAGCUGCUGUCUGCCUCGACCACAGACGAGCUGCUGCAGAGGACUGCAGCCAGCCCAGGAGACCUGCUGCUGGUAGCAGCUGGUUCCCUUCACACCGUGCGGCCAUUGCUGGGGCGUCUCCGCCUGCAGUGUGCACAGCUGCUGGAGUCUGGCGGCGUUUCAGUCCGUGACCCCUUGGCUUUUCACUUCCUGUGGGUUGUGGACUUUCCUCUAUUCUUGCCAAAAGAAAACGAGCCGGAGCAGCUGGAGUCAGCCCAUCACCCGUUUACCGCUCCUCUGCCGGAGGACGCACAGUUACUCUACACAGAGCCACACAAGGUGCGCGGUCAGCACUACGACCUGGUGUUGAAUGGCUGUGAGAUAGGAGGAGGAUCCAUCCGCAUCCACAGGGCCUCAGAGCAGCUUCAUGUCCUGAAGAAUAUCCUCAGGGAGGAUCCCAGUCUUCUCUCUCACCUGCUCCAGGCUCUUGAUUUCGGCGCACCACCACAUGGAGGCAUAGCUCUGGGUUUGGACCGGCUGGUCUCUAUCAUGGUCGGCUCUUCCAGCAUCCGUGAUGUCAUCGCCUUCCCCAAGUCAUUCAGAGGUCACGACCUCAUGAGCUGUGCCCCUGGCUUUGUAUCAGAGGAGGAUCUUAAGUCUUACCACAUCUCGGUCAAAUGGCCAACUGAGCGAGAAGGAGGAGGAGGAGAAGAGGGGAAGUGAGGGGGCAGAGAAAGGGUGUGAUACACCAGUGGAUGGGUUGCCUUCACAGACCUCUGUAACCCAGACGACUUCAGAAAGAUUGUGAAGAUGAAGUGACAGGUGAGCAUGAGUACCAGCAGGCGGUCUAUGAAGAGAUCUGCCAGCUGGCCUGCGCAUGUGAGCAAGAGAAGAGGAAGUGAAGAGGAAGUGAAGAGGAGGUGGUGUUGUGGCUGCAGAAUAGAAAUAUAAAGACUGUUAUGUCUGUGUUCAGUUACUGAACUCAUGAUAUUAUACAACCCUUUCUUAAUACUUUCAAACUCUAUUAUAAAGAUGAAUGAUGUCAUGGAUUUAUUGACAUUUCAAAGACACACAUCUAUACAGACUCUAUCUCAAUAAAAUGAUCAUUUUGUUUUGGUUUGAGUGACAUGUCUUACAAACUUUGUUCCAGUCUGUGUAUUCUUGAUCAGAAUAAAAUUCAGGAGAAUCACUUCA
Molecule: messenger RNA, 2463 nt
Organism: Labrus bergylta (ballan wrasse)
Lineage: Eukaryota; Metazoa; Chordata; Actinopteri; Labriformes; Labridae
Gene: dars2
Product: aspartyl-tRNA synthetase 2, mitochondrial
Biological process (GO): aspartyl-tRNA aminoacylation
Cellular component (GO): cytoplasm
Molecular function (GO): aspartate-tRNA ligase activity; nucleic acid binding; ATP binding
Source: RefSeq, a predicted model, not a curated record